AUGGCACCCAAACACAUCAAGAAACCUUCUCCCAAAGCCUCAAACACAACCAAUGGCGCCUCAAUCGACGUUCCUCAAAUCGUAAAGGGCGUCAUCAACGACAUUCAAACCCAAGGCGACGCCGCCGUUCGCUCAUACAGCCAAAAAUUCGACAAUUGGACCCCGGACUCAUUCAAGCUUUCUGACACCCAAAUCCAAGAAAUCAUCGCCAAGGUCGACCCCCAGACCAUCGAGGACAUCAGAACAGCACAGCGCAAUGUACGACGCUUCGCACAGGCCCAGCGCGAGAGCAUCCGCGACUUCGAGAUCGAGAGCGAGCCCGGCGUCUUCCUCGGCCAGAAGAACAUCCCCAUCCAGAGGGUCGGCGCUUACAUCCCCGGCGGCCGCUACCCGCUCCUCGCAUCGGCGCACAUGACCAUCGUGACCGCGAAGGUCGCUGGUGUUCCACACGUCAUAGGCUGCACUCCUCCCAUCUCUGGCGAGAUCCCCAGCGCGACGGUGGCGGCCAUGCAUCUGGCCGGGUGCGACGAGAUCUUCAUCUUGGGCGGUGUCCAGGCCGUGGCUGCCAUGGCUGUGGGCACGGAGACGGUGGCCAAGGUGGACUUCAUCGCCGGGCCGGGAAACGCGUUUGUUGCGGAGGCGAAGCGGCAGUUGUAUGGUACCGUUGGUAUCGAUCUCGUAGCCGGGCCCACUGAGACGCUCAUCGUGGCCGAUGAGCAUGCUGACCCGUUGACCGUUGCGACUGAUCUCGUUUCUCAGGCGGAGCAUGGUCCGGACACUCCCGCGGUUCUCAUUACACCUUCCCAGGAUCUCGCGGAGAAGACGAUACAGUAUGUGGAUGCUUGUCUGGAACAUCUUUCCACGAAAGCUGUCGCUGCCGUCAGUUGGAGGGACCACGGCGAGGUCAUCGUAGUUGAUGACCUCGACGAAGCGUACCGGGUAGCCGAUACGUUUGCUUCCGAGCACGUGCAAAUAUUGACCCGGGAGCCCAGAGAGGCGCUGUCGAAGAUGAAACAGUUUGGCGCCCUGUUCCUUGGGGAGAAGACUUGCGUUAGCUACGGCGACAAGGUCAUUGGCACAAACCACGUUCUUCCCACCAGAAAGGGAGCGCGGUAUAGCGGCGGCCUUUGGGUCGGGAAGUAUCUGAAAACAUGCACUUACCAGGAGGUUGUGAGCGAGCAGGCGAGUGGUGAGCUAGGACGACUGUGCGGCCGGGCAUCUCGAGCGGAGAAUUUUGAGGCGCAUGCUCGGUCCGGAGAUCUCAGGGCGGCCAACUAUCUGAAGGAUUCUGUAUCCUGGAUUGAUGUUGCCAAGCAAGAUGUGAAAUUGUGA
Colletotrichum karsti is the source of this 1332-nucleotide messenger RNA. RefSeq lists its product as uncharacterized. The record is from RefSeq and is a predicted model, not a curated record. NCBI's taxonomy places the organism in Eukaryota, Fungi, Ascomycota, Sordariomycetes, Glomerellales, Glomerellaceae. Gene Ontology annotation, cellular component: cytoplasm. Gene Ontology annotation, molecular function: NAD binding; metal ion binding; histidinol dehydrogenase activity. Gene Ontology annotation, biological process: L-histidine biosynthetic process. The transcript has 2 exons. The coding region runs from base 1 to 1332 and encodes 443 amino acids.